AUUGAACCAUUGACCAUCCACAGCUCCAAAGAAAAGAGAGAAUAUAAUAAAUAAUGGAAUAAUGAAAACCCAAACCAUGGCUCAUCUCCUUGUUCCUCCGAUGAUUGCCAAUGCCAUGGCUCAUCUCCUUCCUCUCUCCUCUCCUUUAUCCAUCACUCUCUGCUUCUUUGCGUGGUUGCAAGCUUUCUUGGUCGUCCAUGGCAAUACUAAUAACAUCACCAAUCCUUCUUCUCUCACCCCCAUGAACCGCGAUCUCUACCAUUCCAGUGGGGAUUUGAUGGAAGAAAUUAAAGCUCUCGUCUUUCGGCACCCAGACGAGCUCACUUUGGAUACAAUGAAAUCUCGAAACAAGGGCUACUCUGCUGAGAUCGCAAUAGUUACCUAUUGCCGGAGAAGGCAAGAGACUGAUGACCAGCCAAAGUUACGGAUCCUUCUUAGUUUUGGGCAGCAUGGAAGGGAGCUUAUUACAUCCGAGCUUGCAUUACGAAUCCUAUCAAUCUUGAGUAAAGAACAGUUUCUACCCAACCUGGACCCCGUGUCCUUAGACAGUACCCUUGACAAGCUCUUGAUAAAGGUGGUUCCGAUGGAAAACUUAAAUGGCCGUAGACUUGUUGAAGCAGGAGACCUCUGUGAGAGGAGAAAUGGGAGGGGAGUUGAUCCCAACCGUAAUUGGAGCGUGGAUUGGGGAAAAAAAAGAGAAGACUAUUCUUUUGCUUUUAUUUUGUUUUUCUAUCCCAGGAUUAUGAUCCAUCCUGGAACUGCUCCUUUCAGCGAGCCUGAAACUCAGAUAAUGCGGAAAGUUUCCAUGUCAUUUGAUCCACACAUAUGGAUUAAUAUACACUCUGGGAUGGAGGCUCUAUUUAUGCCGUAUGACCAUAAGAACACAACCCCAGAUGGACUUUCCUCCCACCAGAUGAAGUCAUUGCUUGAAGAACUCAACCAACUGCAUUUCCAAAAGCGUUGCAUGGUUGGGUCUGGUGGAGGUUCUGUUGGGUACCUGGCACAUGGGACAGCAACUGAUUUUAUGUUCGACAUUGUAAAGGUGCCAAUGGCUUUCACCUUUGAGAUAUAUGGAGAUGGAGCAGCCUCAUCAAGAGAUUGCUUCAAAAUGUUCAAUCCCACAGAAUUGGGUACCUUCAAUAGAGUUCUCAAUGAAUGGUCAGCUGCAUUUUUCACAAUUUUUAAAUUGGGGCCAGAGCAGCUUGGUGAAAAUUAUUCAAAGUCUUCUGUGCCCACCUUAUUAGACAAGUGGGUAUCCAUAGAUGAGUAUCUUGAAGGGUACUUAGUCGAGAGGAGUAGUAGAUACGGAAAGAAGAUGGAGGUGCUUGAACUAGGAAUGCAGGAGAUAAGAACAUAUUUCAGGCUCUUCUUGUUAUCGUCUGUUCUGUUAAUGUUCAUGUUCUGUUCCAGAAUUUCAAAAAGCAAGUGUGCCAGACCAAUUGUUUCUGCUAUUGCAAUCUGAUACUGUGAAACGACUCCGUGUUAGAGGCUUCGUGCUGCACUGUAUUGACCGACAUGUUGUUCCGCACAUUUCCUCCACUUCUCCAUUGAUUUUCAAUACCAAUUGUGAAACACCAUGAGCAGCAAGAAGUUUAGGUCCAUAAUUUGAAGUGAAUUUUUUGAUUUCACGUUCCCAGUUGUCAUGGGAAAAAGGAGAAGCAAAAAUAAGAAACAUGUAGGGGGUGGGUGUAUGCCAAAUUUUUUAGAAAAGCUGUACUUUAAGUUGAAUUUUUUAUUUUGUACAAGUACGCACGAUGGGAACAAUAUUCAAACCCAUAAUAUUCUUUUCAUUUAAGCGAUCAUCUCUUUGCUUGGAUUGAA
Malus domestica (apple) is the source of this 1821-nucleotide messenger RNA. Lineage: Eukaryota; Viridiplantae; Streptophyta; Magnoliopsida; Rosales; Rosaceae. The record is from RefSeq and is a predicted model, not a curated record.